AGCGGUAGCCAUGUCACAUGACGUAGGUGAAUUUAAAACGUUGCGUCACGUGACGAGGUCUGCGCAUGUGCGUUGAGGCCUCCUUCCACGUCGCUAGCUGCUGGCUACACCGCCGAGAUGGCAGGAGGUGUGCGGAGAAAGUCUCCCGGCACCCCGUCCCCACUGUGGGGGAAACUUCACUCACUGUGGCAGGACAAACAUUUGGUCCUGUUCAAGACGGAGUACACGUUACUGGUCGUUUCGAUCUUGUGGUUCUUGGAGAUCGGGAUCAAUGUGUGGGUCAUACAUAAAGUAGCGUAUACUGAGAUAGACUGGAAAGCCUACAUGGAUGAAGUAGAGGGAGUCAUCAAUGGUACCUAUGACUACACCCAGCUUAAAGGAGACACCGGCCCCUUGGUGUACCCGGCUGGUUUUGUCUACGUCUUCACAGCUCUCUACUACAUCACCAGCCAUGGGGUGAAUAUCCGUCUGGGACAGUAUCUCUUUGCUGUUUUCUACCUCAUCACACUGCUGCUCGUCUUCAGGAUAUACCACCGCACUAAGAAGGUUCCUCCCUAUGUGUUCUUCUUUGUGUGCUGUGCUUCUUAUCGGAUCCACUCCAUCUUUGUGCUGCGUCUCUUUAAUGAUCCAGUGGCCAUGAUGCUGCUGUUUGCAGCCGUCAACCUCUUCAUGGAUGGAUACUGGACACUGGGCUGCGGCCUUUACAGUUUAGCAGUGUCUGUGAAAAUGAACGUGCUGCUCUUUGCUCCCGGGCUACUUUUCCUUCUCGUGUCUGAGUUUGGUCUAAUCAGGACAAUCCCAAAACUUUCUCUAUGUGCGGUUAUACAGGUUGCGCUCGGUCUGCCUUUCCUCCUGGAGAAUCCGAUUGGUUAUCUGAGCCGGGCGUUCGAUCUUGGUCGUCAGUUUAUGUUCAAGUGGACAGUCAACUGGCGCUUCCUGCCAGAAUGGCUCUUCUUGAAUCGGUACUUCCACUUACUCCUGCUGACUGCCCACCUGCUCACCCUGCUGCUCUUUGCUCUCCGCCGUUGGAAGAGGCCAGGAGAAAGCAUCUUCGAACUCCUCAAAGAGCCAAGCAAGAGAAAAAUCCCUGCACCGAAAAACACUGUUGAUCAGAUUGUGCUGAUUCUGUUCACCUCUAACUUUAUUGGCAUGUGCUUCAGCCGUUCGUUGCACUACCAGUUUUACGUCUGGUACUUCCACACGCUGCCUUACCUGCUCUGGAGUGGAGGAGUCAAGAAGCUGGCCCACCUGCUCAGGGUACUGAUCCUGGGUCUGAUCGAGCUUUCGUGGAACACCUACCCCUCUACUAACGGCAGCUCAGCUGCACUCCAUGUCUGUCACCUCAUCAUCCUCCUCUGUCUGUGGUUAGCUCCGGCCCUGCCUUCAGCCCCAGCCGAAACGCAAGAAGAUAAACCCGCCAAGGACAAACGCCAGUGAGCCACAGCCUGAUCGGACCGGGCAUCGUCUAAUCAGCUGCCGAACAGCCUCCAUGUUCCUCCUCUCUUUGAUCCUUGUGACGCUGGUGCACAGGGAGGUCCCGGGGUAGACUGUUUUAUAAGUGAAUACAAGGAGCCAUUUGAUGCUUCUCAUCUCACCUCACUGCAAAAAACGAAGGAAGCUUAAUGUGUGGGGUGCAGUCUGCAGACGAGUGCCUACAUGAUGAAACGGCUUGCAGUUGAAGAGAUGAAAAGAGAAAGGAAAUAUGGAUUCUCAGGUUUCAUUUUCAGAUACAUAAACAGACCGACAGGUGGGGCACAGCGCUAGGAGGAAAUUGUGAAUGUUAUGCUGUUUUGAAAGAAUUUGUUACAUAGGCUAUAUUUCUAUAUAUGUUAAAACUGCACUCUGCUCAUAUUUCAACUGGCUUAAUCAUUCAUAUAUGAUCCUGUACUUUGUAUUAAGAAGGCAGUAUAUUGAAGAAUAUCAUAAAUGUGACACAGGAUUUGAACUUUGCACCCAAAGCUUUAAAUUAAUUGCAUUAAUGGCAUUUCCACUUACACAAAUGUGUGAAACUAAGCUGCAGAUAAUCAGGUCUGACUUGUGUAAUCUGUUCAUCCUCAGAUGUCAGUGGUUUCCUGCACUCAUGAGCACAUAGGUCGAUUUCAUGUGAAAAAUGUGCAGUAGACUGAGGCAGCACAAGUGUGCCAUUUUAUAUUAAACAGAGAUGCCACUUAA
Molecule: messenger RNA, 2172 nt
Organism: Larimichthys crocea (large yellow croaker)
Lineage: Eukaryota; Metazoa; Chordata; Actinopteri; Sciaenidae
Gene: alg3
Product: ALG3 alpha-1,3- mannosyltransferase
Exons: 9
Coding region: 118-1437 (439 amino acids)
Cellular component (GO): endoplasmic reticulum
Molecular function (GO): dol-P-Man:Man(5)GlcNAc(2)-PP-Dol alpha-1,3-mannosyltransferase activity
Source: RefSeq, a predicted model, not a curated record